This is a messenger RNA of Beta vulgaris subsp. vulgaris (sugar beet), 4060 nucleotides long. RefSeq names its product exocyst complex component SEC8. NCBI's taxonomy places the organism in Eukaryota, Viridiplantae, Streptophyta, Magnoliopsida, Caryophyllales, Amaranthaceae. The coding region runs from base 316 to 3432 and encodes 1038 amino acids. Gene Ontology annotation, biological process: exocytosis; Golgi to plasma membrane transport. Gene Ontology annotation, cellular component: exocyst. The record is from RefSeq and is a predicted model, not a curated record. The transcript is spliced from 27 exons.
CCCAAGACCCAGGUGUAACUUCGUUUUAUUUACAAAAAAAACCAUUGUGAUUUCUACUGGUAUUGUUUUGGACUUUCGCAACCCUCAAUUACAUUUCACAUCUCUCCUUAGUCUCGACAUUCAUCAAUUCCAGAUUUUCUUACAACAAUUUCUGAUUUCCAGCAUCAAAUUAUCUUCUCCAAAUUCGAGAAGCAGAUAAAAGAAAUAAAAUUCAAGUAAUAAUACAACAACGGAAACUUGGAUCUUCCAGAAAUUUGAAGAUUUUGGUGGUUUCAAGGAGUUUGCAGUCGCAAUUGAGGAUAAUUUGAGCUCGGGAUGGGACUUUUUGAUGGACUCCCUGUCCCAUCUGAUAAAGCUCAUUUGAGAGAGGAUUUAGCAAGAAUAGAUGAAAGCUGGGCUGCGGCGCGCUUUGAUUCGUUGCCUCAUGUGGUCCGGUUGUUGACUGCAAAAGAUGAAUUGCAAGCCCUGAAAGAGCAGAGUGAGGUUAUUGAGGAUGUUGUGGAUGAAGUUGUCCAUGCCUAUCACAGUGGUUUUAAUAGAGCUAUUCAGAAUUAUUCCCAGAUUUUGCGGUUAUUUAGUGAAUCUGCGGAUAGCAUUUCUGUCUUAAAGGUUGAUUUGGCCGAGGCAAAGAAACGACUGGGUGCUCGUAACAAGCAGUUGCAUCAGUUCUGGUACCGGUCUGUUACGCUACGCCAUAUUAUCUCCCUUUUAGAUCAGAUUGAGGGUAUAUCUAAGGUUCCGGCCCGCAUGGAGAAACUUAUUGCUGAGAAGCAGUUCUAUGCUGCAGUCCAACUGCAUGUUCAAUCCACAUUGAUGCUCGAGAGAGAGGGUCUGCAAACGGUUGGCGCUCUUCAAGAUGUUAAAUCUGAGUUAACCAAGUUGCGUGGAGUUCUUUUCUACAAGGUUUUGGAAGACUUGCAUGCCCACCUUUAUAAUAAAGGUGAUUAUAGCUCUGUCUCUACAAGUUUACUUGAAAGGGAUGAUGAAGUUACCAUGUCAGCAACUUUUUCAUUGUCAAUGAGUAUUUCGCAACCCGCAUCUCGUCGUACAAGAUCACCAAAGACUGAUAACCAAGUUGAUGAAGGUUCUUUUGAUGGGCACGGUGAAGAGGAUGGAUUGAGAGGUGAAGAAGCUGAUGGUUAUGUCAGGACCAAUGGUGGUGAUUAUGGUCUUAAAAAGGGUGGAAUAAUUACUAAUCGGCUUCCACCAUGGCUUUCAUCAGCUACACCUGAUGAGUUUCUCGAAGCUGUGCGAAAGAGUGAUGCUCCUCUACAUGUGAAGUACCUGCAGACCAUGGUAGAAUGCAUGUGCAAGCUUGGCAAGGUUGCCGCCGCCGGUGCUAUCAUAUGCCAGAGAUUAAGAUCUACUAUUCAUGAGAUCAUUUCCUCUAAGAUAAAAGCUCACGCCGAAAACAUGAGCUCAUCCAGGCCUGGAAGUGGUCUGACAGCAUAUUCUUCCACUCUACAAACUUUAAAGGGGCAGCUGGAGACAUAUCAGUUAUCCAAACAGAAACGUGCGAAUGGGUUGUCGCUAAGCGGAACAUUGUUAGCUGUUAGCCCUGUGACGCCAGUGAUGGCACCGAUGGGGACAGCACAGGCUGCUGCAAGAGAACUUCUGAACUCAAUUCUUGAUGCAAUCAUUAAAAUAUUUGAGAAUCAUGUUGUUGUUGGAGAGCUUCUCGAAGAAAAAGCCAGUCAACAAGUUGAAAUCAAUACACCCAGGUCUUUGGUAGAUGUAGGCUCAAACUCUGAAUCUGAGGUUACCGGUGGCUACAAUAUUGGGUUUUCUCUGACAGUUUUACAGAGUGAAUGCCAACAACUAAUAUGUGAGAUUCUGCGAGCAACACCUGAAGCUGCGUCAGCUGAUGCUGCAGUGCAAACAGCUAGACUUGCAGGCAAGGUUCCUUCGAAAGAAAAGAGGGAUGGGUCAGACGAUGGUCUCACAUUUGCUUUUCGCUUUUCAGAUGCUACAAUGGUCAUUCCUAACCAAGUCCAAAGUUGGAAUAAGAAGGCCCAAGGCUUAUUACAAGAGGGUUAUGGGUCUGCAUCUGUCUUACCCGAGGAAGGAAUUUAUCUAGCAGCUGCUGUUUAUCGUCCUGUUCUUCAGUUUACAGAUAAGGUUGCUUCAAUGUUGCCAGAGAAGUAUAUUCAGCCUGGAAAUGAUGGAUUGCUAGCUUUUGUUGAGAAUUUUGUGAAGGACCACUUUUUGCCUACAAUGUUCGUGGAUUACCGAAAAAGUGUACAGCAGGCUAUAUCAAGUCCAGCUGCAUUUCGUCCUCGCGCACAUGCUGCUGCUUCUUACACUCCAUCUGUUGAGAAGGGUCGACCAGUCCUGCAGGGUCUUUUGGCUAUAGAUCUCUUGGCAAAGGAGGUGCUUGGGUGGGCUCAGGCUAUGCCAAAGUUUGCAGCGGAGUUUGUCAAAUACGUUCAAACUUUUCUGGAACGAGCAUAUGAAAGAUGUCGUACUUCGUACAUGGAGGCAGUUCUUGAGAAACAGAGUUACAUGCUGAUCGGCAGGCACGAUAUUGAAAGCUUGAUGAAGCUUGAUCCUGCUAGUUCAUGCCUACAGAACUGUCUAAGUGAUAAUCCUUCUGAUGCUUAUGGGAUUGAAGUCGAAAAACAGAUGAGUGAAUUGCUACUUGGCUUGCGACCAAUCAAACAGGAAUAUCUAAUUCGUGAUGAUAAUAAACUUAUUUUAUUGGCAUCUUUAAGUGAUUCACUGGAGUAUGUUGCAGAUUCUAUUGAAAGACUUGGAGAAACAUUCUCCAUGGCAUGUAAUCAAGUGGAAGAGAAGGGCAGGAACCAGAGAACACCACGCCGUAGUGAAGUCAGUAGCAGUCCGUCAAAGGAUCUGGCAUCAUUUGCUGAUGAUUAUAGAAAACUGGCUAUUGAUUGCCUCAAAGUCUUGCGUGUAGAAAUGCAAUUGGAGACUGUCUUCCAUAUGCAGGAGAUGACAAGCAGAGAAUAUCUGGAUGACCUAGAUGCAGAAGAACCUGAUGAUUUUAUUAUUUCCCUCACUGCACAGAUAACACGCAGAGAUGAAGCAAUUGCUUCUUUUGUCUCGGGGAUAAAGCAGAAUUACAUUUUUGGUGGAAUAUGUGGCGUUGCAGCUAACACUUCAAUCAAGGUUUUGGCCGAUAUGAAAUCAAUUAACCUUUUUGGAGUCCAACAGAUUUGCCGCAAUUCGAUUGCCUUGGAGCAGGCUCUAGCUGCUAUACCAUCAAUUGACAGUGAGGCUGUGCAAUUAAGAUUGGACCGUGUGCGGACUUACUUCGAGCUCCUAAACAUGCCAUUUGAGGCUUUGCUUGCUUUUAUCACAGAGCACGAGGACUUGUUUACUCCAGAGGAGUACGCUAAUCUUUUAAAGAUCCAGGUCCCGGGGAGGGAAAUUCCUGCUGAUGCAUUGGAUAGAGUAUCAGACAUUUUACGCUAGACAUCAGCAGAUUUUAUUAAAAUGGACUGCCUGCUUGAAAAGCGGCAACUGUAAUUGGGAUUUCUGGUACUUCAUGAAUAACCGCAUCCCUUUUGCAAAGAAAAUACUUGGAAGUCCACAAUAGCAAGCAUGGAUGUUGCCGGUUGUAAAUUUUGGCGUCAGAAACAAGUGGGGUUAUAUUUGCCUUCUGUUGAUAGGUGUAUAAAUCUACUCUCUACCAAAGUUGAGGUUAUGCCUUUUUUCUUACCAUUCAUUGUCCAAACGUUCUGAGUGAUCUUUGAAAGCUUUCUUGAAAAUUGGUGUUGCUUGUUGCUCGAGUUUUGUAAUGAGCACGUAUGUAAAUCAUGUCUUGUGGCUGGAACAGCGUAGCUUUGAGAUCUCUCUCUUCAUUUUUUUUUGUUUUUUUUUUGGAGGGGGAGGGGGGGGGGGGGGGGGUUGGCGGUGAUCAGUGGGCACUUCUAUCAAUCUAUGGAGGUUCACAGGCCAAGGAAAAAGCCUUGUAAUUAGUGGCCAUUGAUGCAUCAUGUUUGUGUUUAGACUUAGAUAGAUAGGAUGUAUCCACCUGUUUAUUUGGGUUUUCAGAUUGGCAUUAUUCUUUUAUAUAUAAAUCUGUUUGAUUCAUAUUUAA